AUGGACUCCUAUGGGCCGUCUCGAGUCCGGCGACAGGCUUCUCCAGAGUCGCCCGGCAGUCCGGAUUCGGAGGAGUUCGCAAACCCUUAUCCUCGGGCCACGCGCGAUCGAUGGCCCCCAGCGCCGCCCCCGCCCCCGCCCGGCGGUUAUGCGCAAAGCGCUUCGUCCGGCCAAACCUUCAAUGGGUUUCCACCCGGCGGUCAUGGUGCCUACGCGCACCCAAGCGGCGCUCUCCAGUCAGAUCAGCUCAUCCGGCACCCGCAUGCCAAUCCUGCGCCCCAGCCGUAUGGCUAUCCCUAUGGAGCUCAGUUCCAGGGCCCCCACGGUGGCGCGAUGCAUCCGUUCUAUGCGCAAGACCAAGCACUCCCACGACACCCUUCUCGCCAGCCACCCCACGCGCCCUACAUGGCUCCCCCCUCGCCAUUCGCUGGGUCUCCCUUCCAUCACGAGAUGGUGGCUUAUGCGCCCAAUGCCUACUACAACUACCGCGACCCUUACGCUAUGAUGCCUGGAAUGCACCCACAAUCUUAUUUCCCACAAUACCCACACGUUCCCACCCCAACCCAACAACCGGAGGCACCGCCUGCGCCGACUCCUGCACCUGCGCCUCAAUCUCCAGCUUCAGCCCCGGCUCCCACCCCUGCUCCGCCACCUGCUGACGCAGCAAAGGACGAAGCAAUUGCAAGGCUGGAGAAAUUGAUUCUGGAUGAACGCACAGAACGAGAGGCCAAGGAAGCCGCUCGGGUUGCUGCGAUUGAGCGAGAGGCCGCCGAAAAAGCUGCCCGUGAGCAGCAACUUGCUCAUGACAGAAAGAUCGCUCAAGAGGCCGCCGCUCUAGCCCGAGCGGACGCUGAGAAGAGAGCGGCAGAAGAGGCUGCUAAAGCCAAGGAGGAAGCCGAAAAAGCUGCCGCUGCCGCUGCCUCAGAGGCCGCUGCCGCUGCAACGGCCGCUGCUGCAGCUGCCGCAGCGGAAGCCGCCAGCGCGGCGGCACCUGCGGAGCCAGCUCCCCCAGAGAAGAAGAAGCCUAUCAAAUUUAAAGAUGCCGUGGGCAGAAAAUUCAGCUUUCCUUUCGAGCUGUGCGCAACAUGGCAGGGGAUGGAAGACUUGAUUAAACAGGCUUUCCUCCACAUCGAGGUCAUUGGACCUCAUGUUGCUGAUGGGCAUUAUGAUCUUGUUGGCCCCAAUGGCGAUAUCAUUCUCCCCCAGGUCUGGGAGACCGUGAUUGAGCCAGACUGGAGCAUAACCAUGCACAUGUGGCCGAUCCCUGAGAAGCCCAAAGAAGCCGACCCUCCUCCUGCAGAUCCUCCGCCUGCAGACCCUCUCAAGGAAGCCGCUCCAGCACCUGCGGAGCCCAAAAAAGACAAGCCACCCGUUAAGAAACCUCGUGUCAAUCCUGGUCAGCCUUCAGGCUUUGCCAGUUGGAUAGUGGGCGGGCGGAAACCUCCCAGGCCAAAAGCAGCUCCCAAGACGGAGAAAAAGCCCGAACCCGCCUCGUAA
Molecule: messenger RNA, 1497 nt
Organism: Penicillium argentinense
Lineage: Eukaryota; Fungi; Ascomycota; Eurotiomycetes; Eurotiales; Aspergillaceae
Exons: 4
Coding region: 1-1497 (498 amino acids)
Source: RefSeq, a predicted model, not a curated record